This is a messenger RNA of Fraxinus pennsylvanica, 1776 nucleotides long. The record is from the annotation of a GenBank genome assembly. NCBI's taxonomy places the organism in Eukaryota, Viridiplantae, Streptophyta, Magnoliopsida, Lamiales, Oleaceae.
AUGGAGCAAACAAAAAACCAGAAAACGCUAAACGUUGAUGAAGAAAAAUGGGUUUAUGAUUCUUCUGUUGAUCAUAAAGGCAGAGUUCCCGUCCGAGCUUCCACCGGUGCAUGGAAGGCUUCCCUUUUUAUCAUUGCAAUUGAAUUCAGUGAGAGGUUGAGUUACUUUGGGCUAGCAACAAGUUUAAUCAUAUACCUUACCAAGGUGAUCCAUCAAGACCUAAAAACUGCAGCAAAAAGUGUCAACUAUUGGAGUGGGGUAACCACUAUGAUGCCACUGUUUGGAGGAUUUAUAGCUGAUGCUUACGUUGGCCAGUUCUCUACUGUUCUUGCCUCAUCCAUUGUUUAUCUCAUGGGCUUGCUUCUUUUGAUAAUGUCAAGAUUAGUCCCAGGCUUGAAACCUUGUGAUUCUGGGUUGUGCCAUGAACCCCAUAAGGUCCAUGAGGUGGUGUUCUUUAUUGCAAUCUACUUGAUUUCAAUAGGAACUGGAGGGCAUAAACCCUCUCUGGAGAGCUUUGGAGCCAAUCAAUUUGAUGAUGAUCAUCCUGAAGAAAGAAAGAAGAAAAUGUCAUUUUUCAAUUGGUGGAAUUUUGGGCUCUGUUGUGGCCUAUUACUUGGUGUAACUUUGAUUGUCUACAUUCAAGACCAUGUUAGCUGGGCUGCAGCAGAUAUCAUUCUUACAGCAGUCCUGGCUUCAACUAUUGUGAUAUUCUGUAUGGGACGGCCAUUUUAUCGUUAUAGGAAGGCAGCAGGAAGUCCUCUGACACCCAUGUUACAGGUUCUUGUAGCAGCUAUUGCCAAGAGAAAUGUUCCAUAUCCAUCUGCUCCUGAUCAGUUGUAUGAGGUUCCUGAAUCAGACAAGACUAGAGCGAGGCUUCUGUACCACACCGAUAAGCUUAAGUUUCUUGAUAAAGCUGCAAUAAUCGACGACAAGCAAAACAAAGCAGAGGAGAAACAGAAUAGUAAUCAAUGGAGACUUGCAACUGUGACCAGGGUGGAAGAAUUGAAGCUUAUUAUCAACAUAAUUCCAAUAUGGCUAACUAGUUUGCCAUUUGGAAUCUGCGUAGCACAGACCGCAACAUUCUUCAUCAAACAAAGCGCAACAAUGAACAGGACAAUCUCUCACAAUUUUGUGAUCCCACCAGCCACAGUUUAUGCCCUUGGUGCCAUCGGAAUGAUAAUAUCAGUCACAUUUUACGAUAGACUCCUCGUACCCUUGCUACGAAGGGUAACAGGAAAUGAAAGAGGCCUAAAAAUUCUUCAAAGAAUUGGUUUUGGGAUGAUUUUCUCUAUUAUAACUAUGGUAGUAGCAGCAUUGGUUGAAAGGAAAAGGCUAAAUAUUGUGGAAAAGAAUCCUCUCGAAGGCUCGAUUUCAAUGAGUGUAUUUUGGCUGGCACCCCAGUUUCUCAUCAUUGGUAUAGGGGAUGGAUUUACUCUAGUGGGAUUGCAAGAGUACUUUUAUGACCAAGUCCCUGAUUCAAUGAGAAGCUUAGGCAUUGCAUUGUACCUUAGUGUAAUUGGGGCUGCAAAUUUUCUUAGCAGUCUUUUGAUUACAUUAGUUGAUCAUAUUACAGAGAAGAGUGGCAAAAGUUGGUUUGGGAAGGAUUUGAAUAGCAGCAGAUUGGACUGUUUUUACGGGUUAUUAGUGGUUAUUACGUCACUGAAUCUGUGCAUUUACGUGUUUGUUGCGAGACGAUAUUCUUACAAGAAUGUGCAAAGGACUACAAUGGCUGUUGCUGACUGCUAUGGAAGUGGUAGAAUUGAAGCAAUGGCUUGA